AACUCACCAAUCGCAGCUUCCAUUCACAAUGGCCAUUAUUUCUACUUCAUCAUCCUUCUUUACUUCGCCUAAUCCCCAAUUCAAUUCACACAAACCUUCACAUUCGAGUUCGAGCUCGGUCCGGUUCGGAAGAGCUCGGGUUUCUGCUGGUUACACAACCGCGGAGAGGACGGGUAAUACUAGCUCUUCGUCGUUGUACGAGGUGCUCGGGGUUGGUGUCGGGGCGGAUACGCUAGUGGUGAAAGCGGCGUACCGGAGAUUGGCUAGAGUUUUGCAUCCGGAUGUGGGAAGUUGUGAGUCAUCCGCGGAUGAGUUUAUGAAAGUGCACUUGGCGUAUACGACACUUGUGGAUCCUGAAAAACGAGCGGCGUAUGAUCGCAGUUUGGUCCAGAGGCGGACUGUAGUUUCGUCCUCGAUGAGAUAUGCCCCUGGCUAUCGGUCGCGAAGAUGGGAGACGGAUCAGUGUUGGUAGAAAUUGAUGUUUGAAAUUUAAUUAGGUUUUAGAGAUCUUGAGUUUGUAAAUUUGGAAUUUAGGGACUAAAGUUGGUUUAGUUUACACGAUCAGUUUCAACUUAUCAAGGGUCACUAUGCCAAUAACUCGGAUUUUAAUUCGUGAAUAAAACUGUAUAAAUAUUACGUA
This is a messenger RNA of Helianthus annuus (common sunflower), 640 nucleotides long. RefSeq names its product chaperone protein dnaJ 11, chloroplastic. The record is from RefSeq and is a predicted model, not a curated record. NCBI's taxonomy places the organism in Eukaryota, Viridiplantae, Streptophyta, Magnoliopsida, Asterales, Asteraceae. The transcript has a single exon. The coding region runs from base 29 to 472 and encodes 147 amino acids.